Lachancea sp. 'fantastica' is the source of this 1692-nucleotide messenger RNA. Lineage: Eukaryota; Fungi; Ascomycota; Saccharomycetes; Saccharomycetales; Saccharomycetaceae. The record is from the annotation of a GenBank genome assembly.
AUGGGUCUUUGUUGUAGCUGUUUGGGAGACUCGAGCGAUGACGCCAGUGUGCUUCCCAUUGCGGACAACGAGCGUGAAGCCGUUACCUCAUUACUAGGAUAUUUGGAGGAUAAAGACCGUUUUGAUUUUUACAGCGGCGGUCCUUUGAAGGCCCUCACUACACUGGUGUAUUCCGAUAACCUCAAUCUGCAGCGCAGUGCAGCACUGGCUUUUGCGGAAAUCACUGAGAAAUAUGUGCGGCCCGUUAACCGCGAGGUCUUGGAGCCCAUUUUGAUCUUGCUGCAGAGCAGCGACUCGCAAAUCCAGGUGGCAGCGUGUGCAGCAUUGGGUAAUCUCGCUGUGAACAACGAAAACAAAAUUUUGAUUGUGGAUAUGGGCGGACUCGAACCGCUAAUAACGCAAAUGAUGAGCAGUAAUGUCGAAGUGCAAUGUAACGCAGUAGGCUGCAUCACGAACUUGGCUACGCAGGACGAUAACAAGGCCAAGAUUGCCACUUCAGGCGCACUCGUGCCUUUGACAAAACUUGCCAAGUCUAAGAACAUUCGAGUUCAAAGAAACGCCACAGGUGCUCUGCUCAAUAUGACCCAUUCCGGCGAAAACAGACGGGAACUUGUCAACGCUGGUGCCGUUCCGGUCCUGGUAUCUUUACUAUCUUCUGUGGAUGCCGAUGUUCAGUACUACUGUACCACAGCUCUUUCGAAUAUAGCGGUCGAUGAAUCGAACCGUAAAAAGCUUUCUCAAACGGAGCCUAGGCUGGUCUCGAAACUGGUCGCUCUGAUGGACUCUCCUUCUGCCAGGGUAAAAUGUCAGGCGACAUUGGCGUUGCGUAAUUUGGCUUCUGAUACAGGGUAUCAGUUGGAGAUUGUUCGUGCAGGAGGUUUACCACAUCUGGCCAAACUCAUUCAGAGCGACUCUAUGCCACUCGUGUUGGCCAGUGUUGCAUGCAUCAGAAACAUUUCCAUCCAUCCUUUGAAUGAGGGUUUGAUCGUGGACGCUGGGUUUUUGAAACCUUUGGUCAAGUUGCUUGAUUUCAAAACCUCUGAGGAGAUCCAGUGUCAUGCCGUCUCUACACUCAGAAACCUGGCAGCCUCAUCUGAGAAGAACAGACAGGAGUUUUUCGAGAGCGGUGCAGUUGAGAAGUGCAAGGAGUUAGCUUUGGACUCACCAAUGAGCGUUCAAAGCGAAAUAUCUGCCUGUUUCGCUAUUUUAGCCCUGGCAGACAAUUCGAAGAUCGAUCUUUUGGACUCUAAUAUCCUUGAAGCGCUCAUCCCUAUGACAUUCUCGAAGAAUCAAGAGGUUUCUGGGAAUGCAGCGGCUGCUUUGGCCAAUUUGUGCUCGAGAAUCAAUGACUACACCAGAAUUGCAGAAUCCUGGGAAAGGCCUGGUGAUGGCAUUCGCGGGUUUUUAAUUAGAUUUUUGCGCAGCGAGUACCCGACUUUCGAACACAUUGCGCUUUGGACUAUUUUGCAGCUACUGGAGAGCCACGAUGAGACUAUUCUCAGGUAUAUCAAGAACAACAAGGAGAUUGUAAAGAGCAUAAGGCAUUUGUCGGACGUGAAUUUUGAAAGCGCCCAGAAGGCUUCUGUGGCGAUGAACUCUCAGAGCGGAUCCGGGGCUGCGUCAGACCAGUUCGAUAACGCAAGUCUCGAGCUCUACAACAUCACACAGCAAAUUCUUCAAUUCAUCGACUAG